AUGGCCACCAUGGAUACCCUUGUUUCUCCCAAUAUCUCCUCUCUGAAGGAUCUUGAGAAAGAAUUUGCGACUCUGUUUAAAGUACUCGAGAAUAAGAAAGAAUCUGAAUCCGAUUGGGAAGAAAGAGAAAAGGCUCUUGUACGGAUGAGAGCCAUCAUUAGAUCUGAUGCAUCUACAUUAUAUUACAAAAGACUUUCUCAAGGCAUUCAUGAUCUUACUGAUGGGAUUGUUGUAGUUUUGCACAGUUUACGUACUUCUCUUGCUCUCAAAGCUCUUGCUUUAAUUACAGACAUUGGUAUUUUUGCGGGGCGUCACCUAGACUCCUAUACAUUUGACAUCAUAUUCUCAAACCUUCUUCGAUGCAGCAGCCAAAGCAAGAAAAUAAUUGCCUCCCAAACCAUCCAAGUCACCAAUACAUUCUUAUCUAAUACGCCAUUUUACUCCAAGACCAUCCAACUACUGAUGUCUGCCGCAGGAGAAAAGAACAAUCAAUUGCGACAUUUCGCCUCGGUAUAUCUCAAGACAGUACUAGAGACUCACGGAAAGAACGAAAACACAAAGGCAGCCAUGGAACGAUCCGGAAGUCAUGAUCUUGUCGAACAGAUACUCAAGAAAGGUCUAUUUGACGCGACUCCAUUUGUGAGAGAAGUCUGUCGACAGACAUACUGGGUAUUUUAUUCACUAUGGCCACCAAGAGCAGAAAGUUCCUGGCAUUCCUUUAAUAUCAACUCGGUCGUUUAUAUUGAAAGAAUUAUGCUUUCACUGGAUCCAACAACCCGAAAACAACUAGAAAAACACCGAAUUGAUGGUAUUCCAGAUUCACCACUGUGCAACAGUAGAGUGUCAAUGCCCAUGCCCCCUCGUUUACGUGUGUCAGGAAUGCCUCCACGUCAAUCUCGUCUAUCAACAACCAUAAAUGCAGUCACAGCACCUUCCCCUCGCACCUCGAUCCAAUCAAACUCACAGAUAAUAAGACGAAGAAGUACACUAAUUCGACAGAACAGCAUGCCUUCGCCUAGUACAUCCACACCUACCAUAUCGCGGAAAAGACCUUUACCAGACCAACCUUCACAACCUAAUUUACCUUUCAGACGGCCAAGAACAGUGCCACUAACCAAAACGCCUCUAAUUUCUCUCAUGUCACCUUUACCAUCCAAAUCACUCCCAAACAAUUCUCCAUUACCUUCGCCUUCUAGCUCCCCUUCCCCCUCUUCUUCUUCUUCCUUUUCUUCUUCUUCUUUACCUUUACCUUUAACUUCACCUUCUGCUGAUUCGUUUUCGUUGCUGAGGGGACUACAAAGCGAUGACACUGGAGCUAACUGCAGAUCAUUACGCUUGCUAACGACCCGAUUGCAAAAGGCCCAGCAGCAGCCAAAAUGUAAUAGGCUACCGGCAGAUGUACCUUUGCAGGUUGAGCUUUUACCCAUUCUUAUCAAUUACAUCACACAACCCACAAAGGACAUCCAACUCUACGAAACCUUGAUGAGCUGGGAAAGCCUGGCAAAUAUAUUUGUCCGGGUCUUGUCGGUGCAUCACUAUGGACCUACCUUGAUCAAGGCAAGCCAGGUAGCGGCAUCAUACCACGGUAGUAUUGCUACCCACGAACUCCGGGUGGCCAGGAUGUACAGCAAAGGGCUCCAGAGAUUGAAGGCUCUGCUGAAGCAAAGAGAACCUCAAUUGGUCCCAAUCUUGAUUGAUAUCCUUCGAGAGGCGGUAUGCACAGUCCCGCCGCGAGGAAGACAGCCGAUAGAGAACGCAAAAGGAGAUCUGACACGAGGUUUGCUAGAGUGGCUGGAUGAACUUGUGAGAGACCAUGUUGGAUUGGGAGAUGAAGAUCCGGAUAUACUCUGUGAAGGAGCAAGGUGGCUAAAGUCAAGUCUUGGGAAUGGUAAUUGUUAUGGUGGUGAAGAAGACAUAGUUUUGGCGCACCAGUGGUUUGAAGAGACUGCAAAUGUGGUCAGUAGUCUUGAGGUGCUCUUUCCUUUGGUUGAGAGAAUGAAAGACAAGCCAUUUGUGUACGAACCCCUGAUAGUUCUUGUGGGACGGUUGAAAUUGGCAAAUCAGAGAGCAUUUGAGCAGGUGUCUCGAGGUCAGGGAGGGGUUGUUGUGGAUCUUGUUCAGAAUGGAUUCUAUUCACGACCCAAUACACCACCGUCUUCGUUGGUGACUAAUACAAGUCCUAUACUUGAUGGUGAUCGAUUUUCACCCGAGCAACAUAAUAUGCAAGACCAAUUACAUCAAAUGUGGGAUGAGACUGCAGAUGCGGAAGGAAGUACAGGAAUGACAGUCGAUAUUUCCAAAAUGAUGCUUGGAUUCAAACAGUCACCUGCACUGACCAGUUUCCAAGCAAUUAUCGAGGAUGAUCUUCAACUGCCCGACCUUCCACACUCCUUGUUUGGAACCGAAUUAGACACCUUGGUUACCACACCAUCUACACGUGCUCAACUCCCCGCUCAAAAAGAACCAUUAGAAGAACUUUGUCUGUUGUCCCCAUCUCCUCCGAUUGCGGCUCCAAUUCCAAUGACACCUGAUCGUUUUGUAUUCCCAAAAGAUGCUAUUGUACGCAUCAACCAAUCUGACGAUCUCAACGCGGCAUUUUUUGUCAAAUUACAACGUUUGUCGCGUGAAACGUACAACACCACAACCGCGACCACCACCAGCAACACGAACACGAACACGGACAUGAGCAUGAACACCGACAGGGAGCCAGACAGGAGCAGGGACAUUACGGAUGGGGAGAUUGUGGAAUUGGUCAACUCGGUUUUGGUGUUUUUGGAAACUAAUGGGAGCACGAAAGCUAAAAAAGAGGCGAUUAUUUUGAUAAAGUUGAUUUUGGUUUCUCGGGCUAAUCUAUUGAGAGAACAUGACCGAGUAGAACAGCGUGAAGAGUCACUAGAGAGGUCUUUGAUUGCCUCUGCUGUUGAUGAUACUUUGGACACCUUGUUUUGUGUAUUCAACCCAGAGAUUGGGCUGAGUAUCUUGUGGGGAUUGUUGGGGGACCGGAUCCAACCCAACAAUCAAGAUAAUUCGGUUGCAACUGAAUCUCAGCGCAUUGGACUAUCGUCAUUGUUCUUACGACUUGGUAAACUAACACCCAAGGUGUCAAGUGAAUAUGUUGAGGAUUUGCUAGCAAUAGGAGGAUCAGAUAUCUUAUUACGGGGUUACAACCACUCAGAUGUAUUUGUACGACGAUCUUGUGUAGAGGCCAUAGUUGGUAUUCAUCGUGUGUUGGGAGAUGGGUGUUUGAAGAGAUAUUUUGGUAGUCUCCGGCUAGAUCAGCUAAGGGUCCUUCAACAUUACAUCACUCGAUCGACCCACCAGAACCCCCAGGCCUUAUCUUCGUCGGCCAAUGUCUAAUCAACCACACACACAUGUAUAUAAUAAUAAUUAAUUACUUGUAUAUUUACAUAUAAGAGCAAGACAUUCUGUCUUUAUUGUAGAUAAGCCUACAAAAGAAGAAUAAGAACAAAAGAACAAAAGAACCCCCUAUCGAUCCGAGGCUUUAUCAAUAAUAUCAUUUAGAUAUAGGCAUAUAAAUUAAAAAUAAGUAUUUAAAAU
Molecule: messenger RNA, 3558 nt
Organism: Phycomyces blakesleeanus NRRL 1555(-)
Lineage: Eukaryota; Fungi; Mucoromycota; Mucoromycetes; Mucorales; Phycomycetaceae
Exons: 7
Coding region: 1-3357 (1118 amino acids)
Biological process (GO): mitotic spindle assembly
Cellular component (GO): spindle microtubule; cytoplasmic microtubule; mitotic spindle midzone
Molecular function (GO): microtubule binding
Source: RefSeq, a predicted model, not a curated record